UGUGCGCCUUAGUUGUUGAGAUCCUCAUCAUUAUCAUCAGCAGCAGCAAAAACAACGACGAGAACGACAGAAACAGCGAGGAGACAUUCGCGACCGCUUUUGGAGAAAUAGUUUUGUUGACAUAAGCUGCUUUGUGGCACAAGUCGACUACCAGAGUUCCCAUAUCCCGUGCUCUCAAAUUGGUAGUGCUAAAAUAUGUUUCAUUUUCCCCGGCAAUCCUAAUGUCUACACUCUGCUUCCUCUUUUUCCUUUUUUUUCAAACCUGCACUGCUUAUUAUGCACACAUCUCACUUUAUUAUCACAAGCUUCACUUUGAUUUACAAGUUUGUAAGAACUACCCUCAUAAUUUUGAACCUUUCUGGUUAUUUAUUUUAUCGUCUUACCUUACCUCCUGCUGCUUGACUAAUGCCCCGUAGUGGGUAAGUUCCAUUGAGUGAGAAUAAGAACAAGGAUCAUUCUGUGCUCUCUCCCCGGCAGCUGUGAAGGAGCACGAACGCAAGCCCAAGCUUCGCCGACAACGAACGACAUUGAGACACGCCCUUGCCAAAGAUGGUGGCAUCAUUUUCACGCGGCGAACCCCUUCAGCGCCACGUCAAGUUCCAGGGUGUAUGGCGCAAGUGGAUGUUUGGAGUCGUGAGCGCCGCGCUUCUGAUGGGCACGACCAUUGCCGUGGCCUUCACCUACCCAGCAUACGAGCCUGGUACUCGUGGACCACUUUGCCUGGCACCUGCGCUCCACGAAUGUUCCCUAGGGACCAAUGACAGCUCGAGGACGUCGGGCCUGCGCUCUGCGCCAUGGUUCUUUGUGCGCAGCCGCCGCAAGGGCCACUGCGUGCAGUGGAACGCCGACCAAGUCUGCCUGGGUCUGUCGCGUCUCCACUUCGACAGCCUUUCUCUGUGCCAAGCCUACUGCGAGAAAGACACGCCCAGCGCUCGCUGCACGCAGCCCGUGGACACCGGCAUGCUGCACUGCACCAACGAGGAGUACCAGCACGGGCGCAAGAAGCAGUGGUGGUACUACGACAGCCAGGACAGGACGUGUCGCCAGUGGGGACAGGUGUGCCUGGCGAACACCUACGCCAGCCUGCGGGCUUGCGCUGCCGCUUGCCUCAGGCGGCGCUGACUCCGCAACGACGACGCGGAUCUGCGGCGACCAGCCGGGACUCGACUCGGCUCGACUUUGUUGCCUAUCACCUCAAGUCGCCUUUGUACCGAAUCGAUUCGGAACCAUACCAGUGGAUCGGAGGACAGCGGUGUACUUUUAAAAUAUUUCCUCGCCUAGGACUGUUCUCGUUAGCUUCAGGGGAAGCGGGCUCCAGUAAACCUAAUUGGAUAUAUUAACACAGUAUGAACUCACCCGAUGUAUAUCGUUCAGUUCGGAGCUUGCUUGGUUUGUUUGCUUCUUACAGCAGUCUUGUACCACUUGUGCGGUAGAAAGUGAAUAAGAAAAAAAAGCUCGUGAGCCUCCUCGUUUUCCCCACUGUGAGCCUUUCGCAUAUCACGAGCAUCGAGGCACGCAAAGUUCACCUGAUUGCUCAUUCGCUUUCAUCAUCUACGAACCCCCCAAUCUUGGAACGAUAGCAAAUAAAGUUCAAGUUGUAUGAGCAAACUAGUUUCAUCACGCAUGUCGGACAUUUCGUUGCCUUUUCCUCGACAUCCUUGACAAUUGUACGUUUUCUUUUGUGCUGUGUAAAUAAAUUCUAUAAAUAUCAAAGCUUCAGCAACAACCAUGUAACACCGUUCUCAAAAAAAAAUUUUUUUUAAUGUUCAUUUAAAUAAAGUGUAAGAUAAAGUACGAAUUCAAGAAAGAAAAGCCUAGGUGGUGGUGGUGGUUCUUGUUGUUGCCUCAAAACAUGGCUUGGUACCCACGGGUGCGAUGCGCCACACUGGAUGGACAGAAAAGAUACAAAAAGUGGUAAAGGCGAAUAUUCAGAACAAAGCAUUUGGCAACUAACAGAUAACAGAGUUUGAGAGGACCUGUACAUGAAUUUACAACAAAAAAUAAACUGAAAAACUAAAAAAAAAAAUAAGAUAUCCCACGGCCGGUACCCUAGCAGCGUAACCUUCCGGAUGUUUCAAUGAAUUUCUGCAGAGCAGUAAUCUUCGAACCAUGGCUUGUGCCUAAUUGACAGGCCCCAAAAGUUUGCUGUUGUAAGUGUUAAACCAAGUUUACUAGUUGGAAAUAUGAGGACUAUUCUGCGGAUGGAGAAGACGUGGCGGCAACAAAGAAAGAAAUGGUCAAUUGUUUCUGGUUCAUUACAGAAAGAGCAGAGGUUAGUAAUGGAUAAACCAGAUCUAUGAAGGUGAGAACAUAGGCGGGGAACUCUACAGCGGAAGCUUGAUAACGUCACUUCGCACUGGCGUGAAAGGCAUUUGC
This is a messenger RNA of Dermacentor andersoni, 2376 nucleotides long. RefSeq lists its product as uncharacterized. Gene Ontology annotation, molecular function: serine-type endopeptidase inhibitor activity. The record is from RefSeq and is a predicted model, not a curated record. NCBI's taxonomy places the organism in Eukaryota, Metazoa, Arthropoda, Arachnida, Ixodida, Ixodidae.